Molecule: messenger RNA, 1962 nt
Organism: Naegleria lovaniensis
Lineage: Eukaryota; Heterolobosea; Eutetramitea; Acrasida; Naegleriidae
Exons: 1
Coding region: 1-1962 (653 amino acids)
Biological process (GO): transmembrane transport
Molecular function (GO): transmembrane transporter activity
Source: RefSeq, a predicted model, not a curated record
AUGAGUAAUCAUGGAUCUUUUAAAUAUCAUCAUCGGCAAUAUGAUGAUGAAGAAUCAGGACAAUACUAUCAAUCGAGUGUGGACGAUAUGGAAGACUCUAAUCAAAUACUAACAGAUGAAUAUGAUCAUCGAGCCACACGAUAUAAAAAACCCUUCUCAUCUCCAAACGAUCCAACGAUUCAUACAUCUAAUAUUCGUAUGAAUCAUGUAAAUAGUGAAACAGAUUUUUCCGAAGAUGAAAAUUCUCUGCGGCAUCAACAAAAAGAAGGCGCUCUCAAGUCUCCACUAUUAAAGGGACGAAAAUUUAAAACAUCACUUCCUUCAAAAAUCAAGUAUUUCAACAAGGGAUUUUUAAACGUUGUGAUAUUAGGAUUUUCCUUUUUGAUAUUAUUUUCAGCAUUUAAUAUUAUAUUAUUUUACUUUUCAGAAAUUAGAAAACGAAUUACAACUGCUUCAGUAGUGCUAUACGCGUCUCUGAGUGGCUCGUCACUAAUUACACCUAGUAUACUGAAAUUAAUUGGAUUGAGAUCUAGUAUUAUUGUUGGAGCUUUAUUAUAUUCAUUAUUUGUUCUUAGUUUGUGUUUUGAUUUGGCUCCCAUCACGUAUACGUGCUCAUGCAUUUCUGGUCUUGGUGCAAGCUUAUUAUGGAUCAGUCAUGGUGAAAUACUGACUCGAUCUGCAAAUUAUUACCAGAGAAUUGCCACGAAGGAACGAAACAAAAUGGAGAUUGAUUAUGUGAAUUCAAUAUAUAUGAGCACAGGAGCCAAGCCUGUGAGAUUUAGUUCACACCAUGCAGAUGGUGUGAUGGGACUUUUUAGUGGUGUAUUUUUUGGAGUUUAUGCUCUUAAUUCGGUAUUUGGAAAUUUGAUUUCGACCGCUCUUGUCAAUUCUGACCUCGAUCAUUUUUGGCUAUUUUUGAUACUAUUUAUUGUAUCGCUUGUGGGUUCUCUACUUUUACUACCUUUGAGAAAUAUUUCUGUUCAUGAAACGAUUAGUAAUGUUCAGUGGAAACAACAACCUAGAAAGGUCAAAAGCUCUAGCAAUUUACGAAAUAAUGACAGUUCAUUCAGAAAUCUAGAAACUGGAAGAACAAAUUAUCCCAAAAGCGUCGUCAUGAGAUCUAAUUCCUCUCAAAGUUUAACAAAUGACACUGUGACAGUCAAUAACGACACCGACGAUGAAGAUAGCUCCAAUCUACCGUCAAUGUACGACGAAAACGAAAGUGUGGCUACUAUUGAGUACGAACUUCCCAAACCUCCAUCCAGAAGAGACAAGGUCAUUUCCAUUAUUAGGGAAAUUUGCGAAAACAUCAAGAGCAGUUUUUUGGUAUUGUUUUCUGUGAAAAUUGUGAUGUUUGGCUUUAUAUUUUGCUACUCUGGAUAUUCAAUUGCCUUCUUUUAUAGGUCUCUCCCCAAAGUGAUGCAAAAACAUUCUCACACAUUUCUUGUACCUUGGGCAAUCGCUUGUUUCGGCAUUACAGAAAUGUCAGGAUCCUUAAUCUUUGGAAGAUUAUGCGACAAGAUUGGAAAACGACCAAUCAUGAUUUUGACAUUGUGUUUGCAUGUCCUUGCCAUUGCUUCUUCUUUUGCCACAGUAUAUUGGCCACCAAGUUAUUACAAUUAUUUUAUUCCAUUACUCGUGUGUGGGUGCGCUGAUUCUGGUCUCAAUACUGUGAUUUACAGUGUCAUUGGCGGCACUGCAACCUAUUUCAAACAUGAGAAAACUCUUGAGGCGUUUGCUUCCUUCCGUUUGAUACAAAGCAUGGCCAUUUGUGUUGGAAUUGUUUUUGGAGAACGAUUUUCAGUACAAACCGUUCAGCUCACUCUUUCAGGAUUAUUAUUCUUGUGCAUUAUAUUUUACAUAACUUUGGAUUUUUGUUUCUAUCCAUUUGAUUCUAAAAAAACCAAGUGUAAAAAGAAGGAACCUGCUUCGGGUCGAAUGAGAGAACAACCAUAUUUCUAA